CCGUAUUCGUGGUGGAGGACCGUCCACUGCUGUUUUUACAAGUACAAUAGUGUCUUGCCAGGCACGUCCCCGGACCUUCGGGCUGCAGUGGAGAUCCAGGACGUCCCUGCUUUUGUCUGGGAGGAGUUUUUGAGCCGUUGCGCAUGCAAUCCUACCCAUUUAUCUUCUAACUCCAGCCCUGGGAAAGAAGAGGAGCAAGUGUCUAAUUGCGCCGUGACACCCUGUCAAGAUAAAGAGAUUGAAGGAGUCCCUGUGCGUCUGAUCGCAAGCAGACACGAUGGAAGACGACCUGAUGUUCAGGAUGGAGGAGGACGGCAGCGUCCAGAGACCCUCCAGCCAGCGCAGCAGCAUCAAACAGAGAGCUUCCUCCCUCGGGGAGGAUGACGACGACGAUGAGGAACACUUCAUCGCACCCAUCCUGGACGACUCUGCCAGAGACGUCUGCCACUACCUGAAAGGCCUGGUUUACACACGACAGCUGUCAGGCUCUCUGCCAAAGAGCAGCUUUACCUACAAGCCUGACACAGAAAAAGAGGCAGAGCAUCGCUCGUACAGCGUUCUGUCUGAGAGUGCACGGUCAGCAUGGAUGCAUGCGAUCGAGAAGGCCCGGUCCAUGCCCGACCCCUGGGCUCAGUUUCACCUGGAGGACAUCGCAACUGAAUCCUGCACUCGUUACAGGUACAAUGCCAUCACGGGAGAGUGGAACCAAGACCAGAUCCACCUCAAGAUGGCUUCACAGCCCUUUGGGAGCGGGGCCAUGAGGGAGUGCUUCAGGACGAAGAAGUUGUCGAAUUUCUCACACAGCAGCAACUGGAAGUCAGCGUCCAAUUAUGUGUCAAAGAGUUACAUGGAGAAGGUGGACAGAAACGUCUACUUUGAAGACGUUAGGCUGCAGAUGGAGGCCAAACUCUGGGGAGAGGAAUACAACCGCCACCGGCCUCCCAAACAGGUGGACAUCAUGCAGAUGUGCGUGGUGGAGAUGACGGGCAGACCAGGUAAACCUCUCUUCCACCUGGAGCAUUACAUCGAGGGCAAGUACAUCAAAUACAACUCCAACUCCGGCUUUGUGAGGGACGACAACAUCCGGCUCACCCCGCAGGCUUUCAGCCACUUCACCUUCGAGCGGUCGGGCCACCAGCUGAUCGUGGUGGACAUCCAGGGAGUGGGAGACCUCUACACAGACCCUCAGAUCCACACAGAAAAGGGGACCGACUUCGGAGAUGGAAAUCUGGGUGUGCGAGGCAUGGCUCUGUUCUUCCACUCCCACCUGUGCAACAAGAUCUGCAAGAGCAUGGGCAUGACGCCCUUCGACCUCUCCUCGGCAGAGUUGUCCCAGCUGGACUGCACCAACAAGCUGCUGAAGUCGGCGAAAACGGUGCUGAGGGGCUGUGAGGACCCCAUCGGUUCUCCCCGCGUCCGCACUCUGUCCGCGAGCCGGGCGCCGCCGUUGUUUUCCCGCUUUUCUGAGACAUCGGACGAGAGCAUGAGUGACGUGGACUCCAUCCCCUGCUCUCCACUGGCCAUGGCCGGGUCCCAUGGCAGGUCACCUUCAGGGUUGUUUUUUACUGGAGUCUACGACCACGACAGACUCAACAAUAACAACACAGGUGAAAACCAGGAACCGGAAAGCGGCGGAGACAGCGGCUACCCCAGCGAGAGGAGGAGCGAAAGCGACCCGAGUGACCACGUGGAUGGGGUCGGCCAUCGCUCCCACAGAGCCUAUUCUGAGUCGGACGAGGACAGUGUCAGACGGAGGAAGAUGGUAACUCCUCCAAGAGUCUCCUCACAGUCAAGUUCAUACAAUUCGGACCACGAAACGCUGACUGAGGAGAAAUGGAGCUUUUAUCACUCGACUCGCGCCCACGUCCACCGACCUUCCUGUGUGGCCACAGAGGUGGAGCGUCUCAACGCGCUGAUGCAGAAGAAGAUCGGCCAGUCGAACCUGGGAAAGGUCCACCUGGCCAUGGUCCGGUACCAUGAAGGGGGGCGUUUCUGUGAGAAGGACGAGCAGUGGGACCAGGACGCGGCCAUGUUCCACCUGGAGACGGCUGCUCUGUGCGGCGAGUUGGAGGCCAUCGUGGCCUUGGGGCAGUGCUACAUGCAGCUCCCGCAUCACAUACUGACGGACAUGGAGAUGGAGGGUAACGCAGGAAACAAGAUGAAAGGUUUCAAGUAUCUGCUGCAGGCUGCCGAGGCUGGCGACAGGUCAUCUAUGAUCAUCGUGGCCAGAGCCUUCGACUCUGGGAUCAAUCUGUCAGUUGACAGAAAGCAGGACUGGGCUGAAGCGAUUCACUGGUACGACAGUGCGCUCAACAUGAUGGACUACGACGAAGGGGGGGAGUUCGACGGCACGCAGGACGAGCCUCGCUACCUUCUCCUGGCCAGAGAGGCAGAGAUGUUGCAAGAGGGAGGCCACAACCUCACCGCAGACCCGCAGCGAGCAGGUGAUCUGUUUACUGAGGCUGCUGAAUCUGCCAUGGAAGCCAUGAAAGGCCGACUGGCCAACCAGUACUACAUGAAAGCUGAAGAGGCCUGGGCGCUCGUCGAGGAAUGAUUUUUGAGGCCACGGGAGUUGAUGUGUGACUUGAGGUCACUUUGGUUUUGAUUCAUCCGGCUCACAGCCUGAAUGUUUCUUGUUUACACAUUUUUAUGACAGAUUUUUUUAUGUUUGUGGUUUGUGUGUGCGUGCUGAGCCACCGAGGAUCAGGCUUUUCUCUCCACUUCUUUGUUGAUGAGGUUUUAUCUUCCUAAUCCCCUUUUCCCCCUUCAACUUUCUACUUUUGAUUAAUAUAAGUGAAUAUGGUUGAAUGAAAGAGGAGAUCCGACAAAUCUGAGUAAAGAAAAUAUUUUGGUAAUUUUUCCCCAAAAUGUUAAUGCACUUAUGUUUGGAGAAUAUAUAAAAUGAAUGCAGAUGAAUAAGUUAAAGAGAAGUUUGGAAAAAUAACAGCAAAGAAAAAUGUUUACUUAUUUCUC
Cololabis saira (Pacific saury) is the source of this 2973-nucleotide messenger RNA. RefSeq names its product eukaryotic elongation factor 2 kinase (gene eef2k). Gene Ontology annotation, molecular function: calmodulin binding; calcium ion binding; elongation factor-2 kinase activity. Gene Ontology annotation, biological process: protein phosphorylation. NCBI's taxonomy places the organism in Eukaryota, Metazoa, Chordata, Actinopteri, Beloniformes, Belonidae. The coding region runs from base 278 to 2554 and encodes 758 amino acids. The record is from RefSeq and is a predicted model, not a curated record. The transcript is spliced from 20 exons.